Gymnogyps californianus (California condor) is the source of this 3460-nucleotide messenger RNA. RefSeq names its product ETAA1 activator of ATR kinase (gene ETAA1). NCBI's taxonomy places the organism in Eukaryota, Metazoa, Chordata, Aves, Accipitriformes, Cathartidae. The record is from RefSeq and is a predicted model, not a curated record. The transcript is spliced from 6 exons. Bases 1 to 2835 code for a protein of 944 amino acids.
AUGCCCGGUAGCCGGCGGAAGGGGCCCUGCCUCAGGCCCGCCGCCCUGAGGAGGCGGAGCGGCGGCGGCGAGGAGAAGCUCACCCGGCGGCGGCCGGCGGAGCCCCCCGCGGAGGAGGAGGCGGCGGCGGCGGCGGCCGGCGGCGCGGAAGGCGGCGCGGGUCGAGGCCUGCCCGCGGGGGAGGCGCCGCGCGCGCCCCGGCCGUCGCCGUCGCGGGAGGCGGUGGUGCGCGGCGCUGCAGAGUCAAGUUUACAUAAAACACCAAAGAGAUCGUUGAGUAGGAAAUCCCGAAUACCUACUUUCAGCUCUCCUGUUAAUGACACCGAUAUACAGCAAGAGAUCUUUUGGGAUCCUCAUUCACCAAUUGCACACAGACUAGGCAAUGGAAAAAACAAACAGUCUACCAGUAGAUGCGCAGUAGAAAUUUCAGAAAUUGUUAAUCGUAUUGCUCCUCAGGAUGAAAAAGCAGCCUGUAGUGAAGGCUCCCUUUUAGGGACAUGGAUUGGUGAGGAUGCUAUUCCCUGUACACCUGGAGUAGUAAAAGUGCGAGCUAGGACAAAGUUAAGUUGUACAAGAGAUCUUAAAAUAAAAAAUCCUGAAGAGGAACUCAUGAAAUUGGCUAAGGAAUUUGAUAAAAAUCUAGUAGAGCUAGAUGCUGUUCAGGAACAAGAGAAGCUUGGCCAUGACUUCAUCCAGACCGCCUCAGAGUGUUUCAGUAAUUCUAAAGAUGAAGUAAAUAAGAAGAACCUGAAAUCACUCCUUGGUGAAGUUUCUGAAACAGAUACUGCUCUGUCCCUGAAACCAGUUGGACACAGCACUGGCAUCCCUGCUGCAGAGCCCUGUCAACCUAGCAGUCAAAAGUCUAUAGACCUUGAGGCUGAAAUAGCCCUUCAUGCUCUUUUUGACUGCUCUACCCAGAAGUGUAGUGGACAGUUGAGUCAAGGACUAUCAGGUAUUUGUUUAAAUAAUAGUUUCCAUGAAAAUAAAAGCACCUUGGAGGAGGAACACCUUCCUGAGCAAAUUAAAGACGUGCAACGCGGUAAUUCAGAGGCAUAUCAAAAAGAUACUCCGUGUGCACUAGGAAGCAUGAACCAGACUUUUCCAAAAGCUGAUACUCACACGUUGACAAAAAAAAAUCCUUCGUCUUUGAAGACACAAUUGGUGGUCUCCAGUAAGCUUGCUGGAGUAGUUAAUGAUGACUUUGAUGACUGGGAUACAGAUUUUUUGGCAGAUGACUCUUUUGUGAUGCAAAUAACCCAAAAUCCUGAAUUGAUAAGUACUGAAGAAGCACCACCAAUUCCUACAAAUCCAUCUGUGCAUGGUUUCAGUGAUGCUAGCAGAACAAAGGAAAGAAGUAGUUGCAAUUCAGUAACUUGUUUAGGGAGUGCACACAAAUCUAACAGUUUGCAGUUUUCACCUUUGAAACAUUCUAGUAAAAACACACGAAAUGUUGUAAAAUCUCUUUCUUUACAAAAGCCGUGUAAGACAGAAAACUCAAAGACAGAGACCAUAGCCUUUCAUGGCAAAUCUGACGUUAAGCCAGAUAAAAUAAAUUCUAUUUGGAAAAGUGCCCAAACCAGUGAUCUGAAGUAUAUUCCUGUUUCAACGCAAUCUGAAGUGAAGAAUGGAAAUGAAACUCUUAAGCCUAAAAGUGACCCUCUUCCUCUUUUUCCUUCAAGAUCUAAUCCUCAUAGACAAUGGACUGAAAAACCUGGGAAUAACACACACAAUAUUUUCUGUCAAUCAUCCAGUGUUUCCACCAAUACGAAACCUAAUGAUCUAAGUAAAGUGGUUAACCAAGCUAAUACAGGUCACUUAAAUCAAGUUGAAAUACCAAAGAAGUGUCCUCUGUCAUUUGAUGACUGGAAUGAACCGAAAUUCUCUGAUGAGAUAUUAGAUAUGUUUUGUGAAUCCGAUAGUCUUUGGGAUGCAAACUGUGAGGAUGACGAAUUGUUGUAUCAGGUGUGUGAUGAUAUAGAAAAGCAGACUCAGAGCCAGGAUGUUAAACAAGGAAAUGGAAGAGCUAAAACUAUACAAGGAGCCAGUAUUAAUUCUAGAUCAAAUGCUGGUAACAGCUUCCCAGCAUCUAAACAAGGACUACCUGAUCUCCUCUUGGCACAAAAAACAAAUGCAAAACAGGAUGCUUUCUCACUAAACAAUUCCUGUAAGACUUCAUCAAAGGUUACACAUGGGCUGGCCACAACAGGUCAUGUAGUGAACUGUAAAAACGUCUCGAGUCCUCUAACUGUGAUCUCAGCUACUUCUAUCGAGUGUAAGUACACACUGUCUAAAAACUGUCAUCAAGCUGCUUCUGAAGAUGCUACAAAGACUGUUUCUGGAAAAUGGUACAGGUCAAAUUCUGUGCUGGCAGGAGAGACUGGUUCUGAAGUAAGUCCUGUUAAUGCAGUAAACUUUUUUAGUAGCAAAACAUUAGACAGCGCAGAUCUUUUGUGUAAUAUGGGAAAGAUGCCAAGUAACAGUUCUGGUAACAAAACAUCACUUAUGCCUUCAAAGUUUAAGUUCCGAAAGACUAACAAUUCUCAGGGUGCUCUUCAUGUAGGCUCUGAAAAUCCAGGGAGUCAUUCUGGCAUUGGAAUUACUCUGCAGGGCUUGGAAGGAAGCAAGAAUCAGGUGAAUGUGACUUUGCACGGCAAGCUUGACAAUAAGAAACCACCUUUCAAGAGGCACCUUUCAGAGUCUUUUGCACUGCCUACAUCAGUGUCUGUGGUGGAACAAAAAAAUAGAAAAUGUUCUCAAGAAGAGAUUGAAAGAAAAAAACAAGAAGCUCUUGCACGAAGAAAAUCCAGAAUGCAGGCAUUCUUUAAAGAUGCUUGAAUUUGGAGUUUAUUUUGUCUAUGGAGUAAGUUUUUGGGAGGGAAAUAUUGUAAUGCUGGAAGACACUUUUUAAACUCUGUUCACAGCUACUGACGGCAAGGUUUUACUAUUUCUCAAUUUAAAAAAAUCUUGACCUGCACCAUAACUAAUACUCUCGUGGUAUUUAAUCUUAAUUAAAAACUACCAGUUGUAAAUGUGUAGUCCCAAACUACCUUCAGCACAAUGAAGAUUAUAUUGAGUUCACAUACUGUUAUGUGUUGAAAUUGUAUAGUCUGAAAAUCAUCAGAGCAUGAAAGCGUUUGUAUACACGCAUAAGUAGAUGAUGUCAAAAACAGACUACAUGUGUUUUGGCUGUAUUUCUCUUAUUGCAAGUAUUUUAAUCUAUAAGAAGACUCUCAAGUACACACAGACUAAGAAAUACUAAUGUUUGCUCUCAGGUAGAAGAAAGUUUUUAAGUUUUGGUUUAAAGAAAGUACAAUCUAGAAAACAUCCAACAUCGGAAAACUAAUGGAAAUGAACAGGAUUUGGAAAGCGUGCUCAGUUUGUCUCCGUUACCUUAGGUAAGAAUUGUACGUAGUGAAGGAAGAAUUUAAUAGAAAAGUUUCGUAAGGUGAAAAAGCAUCCU